AUGGCGCCCACGAAAGGGUCGUCUAAAGGCGCCUCUGAUGGAGGUAGCAAGGGCUCCAAGUCUUCCACAGUCUCCGGUGGCUCGCGUGUGAGCAAGCCCAAGAGCAACGUCAAGCGUCCUCCUCCCAAGGAACAGAAGAAUAAGGCACGCACCGAGCAGACAAAUCUCCAGAAGAAGAAGAAGAGAGUCUACACAGAUGCCGAGCUGGAUUUGCCCAAAUUGAACGCUAUCACCCCUGUUGGUGUGGUGAAGCCAAAGGGCAAGAAGAAGGGCAAGGUUUUUGUGGAUGAUCAGGAGGGCAUGAUGACAAUUCUCGCCAUGGUAAAUGCGGAGAAGGAGGGCCAAAUUGAGUCCAAGAUGAUGAAGGCACGCCAAUUGGAGGAAAUCCGGGAAGCAAAGAGAAAGGAGGCCGAGGCCCGCAUGACGGAGAAGAAGGACAAGCUGGAGGCUGUUAAGGAUUCCAUCCGGCAGAAGAAGAAGGCCGCCAAGGGCGAUGACCGAAAGGCUGCGCCCUCAUCGGCCAAGUCCUCCGCCAAGGGAAAGCGGAAGAGUGUUUCAUUUGCUUGA
Molecule: messenger RNA, 567 nt
Organism: Penicillium cosmopolitanum
Lineage: Eukaryota; Fungi; Ascomycota; Eurotiomycetes; Eurotiales; Aspergillaceae
Gene: loc1
Exons: 2
Coding region: 1-567 (188 amino acids)
Biological process (GO): intracellular mRNA localization; ribosomal large subunit biogenesis
Cellular component (GO): nucleolus; preribosome, large subunit precursor
Molecular function (GO): mRNA binding
Source: RefSeq, a predicted model, not a curated record